Molecule: messenger RNA, 601 nt
Organism: Erythranthe guttata (spotted monkey flower)
Lineage: Eukaryota; Viridiplantae; Streptophyta; Magnoliopsida; Lamiales; Phrymaceae
Source: RefSeq, a predicted model, not a curated record
AGUAAAUACUAAAGAAAGCAUUAUUACAAUUUAGUUUAUUACAACCUCAACAAAUCACAAACAAACUAAGCCAAUUGCAAUUUCUACUCCACUAAUAUAAUUAGUUCACCAACCCCAUCAUAUCUUUCUUAAUUUCUUCCCUAAACUCAAUCCAACAAUUGCAAUAAACAACAUUCAUGAUCAAAUGUUUAGAGCUUUGAGCAGCAGAAGAGGCCGGCGAGGGUACGAGCAAUUAGGCGGUGGUGAUGAGGCGGCAGCCGAAGCUCCGGUGGUGUCUGAGCUGAGUAGAGCCAAAAGCCUCAGCUAUUCCAAGAAGAAGAAUAUAACUAGCAGUACUCAUGCAUCUGAUCAACAACAACAAAUAAAAAAGGCAAGUAAAGUUCAUCCGUUCUUCAGUCUUUUCGAGACGAAACGAAAGAAGAAGGGAACUGCGGCAAAGCCAGAAUUCUCGAGGUACUUGGAAUAUGUUAAGGAGGGUGGUGGAUUAUGGGACGACAUGAAAUCAAACAAGCCUGUUAUUUACUACAAUUAAUUAAGGUUGUCCAUUAUUGUAUCAUGCAAUAUAUUAACUCAAAGGCUGUUCUUGAUUAUUAAUCCUUUA